Lotus japonicus is the source of this 2489-nucleotide messenger RNA. RefSeq names its product E3 ubiquitin protein ligase RIN2-like. The transcript is spliced from 13 exons. Lineage: Eukaryota; Viridiplantae; Streptophyta; Magnoliopsida; Fabales; Fabaceae. Gene Ontology annotation, molecular function: ubiquitin binding; ubiquitin protein ligase activity. Gene Ontology annotation, biological process: ubiquitin-dependent protein catabolic process; positive regulation of plant-type hypersensitive response; protein ubiquitination. The record is from RefSeq and is a predicted model, not a curated record. Gene Ontology annotation, cellular component: plasma membrane; ubiquitin ligase complex; cytosol. The coding region runs from base 328 to 2100 and encodes 590 amino acids.
UAUAGUCUCUCUUUUUCUUUUUCUUUCUCUUUCUACCUAAAUUCUCUCUCCCUUCUGUCUUUGCGUUGAUUCUGAUUGCAGAAACCCCCAACCCUGCCUCCUCCACCCACCUCCUAGAUCGAGUCAGGGUGUCCUAUUUCAUUUGGAGACCUGAGAUGGUAAAUAGGUGACCGUAUGAUGGUGGCGUUUUAAGCUGAUUUUAUCAACUUUGCCCUCUGGUUCCAUUGGAUUUUGAACCAUUUUAAUGAUGGGCAAAGGAAGACAGUAGUUUAAGUCAGAUGAAAAUCCAGAAGAUUGGUUUUGGUAGAGAGGCUGAAGUUAUUACUAAUGGCUUUGAGGAUUAUAGCGGUUUCAGCGGUUUCAACAGUGUUAAGUUUUGUGGGUCUGCAGUUUUGCACAGACUUGUCAUUAGAUAAACUUAGAUCAGAUGGACUAAUUGGCUGGAAUUUAACUCAAUUUGACAACGCCAGCCAUGACGUUGAGCUUGACGUUGAGGUACCUUUGGGUCUUUAUACCACCAUAGGGCUGCUGGCUAAUUGCCUGAUCAAUAUAUUUGUCCUUCUCAAUCUUUGUCUCAAGGCCGUGUUCUUCACAGAGUUGUAUCCCUCUGAAACUCGUAAACUGAUUGAACGUCUCAUUAAUUAUGUCAUUUACAAGGGGACGUUUCUACCACUGAUUGUGCCACCAACAAUUUAUCAGGCAGGUCUUUGGUCAACUUGGCUGAUUGUGCUUUGUUCUUUUAAGAUGUUUCAAGCUCUAGCUAGAGAUCGCUUAGAUCGGCUAAAUGCAUCUCCAUCUGCUACACCCUGGACAUAUCUUCGUGUAUAUUCAGCACUGCUAUUCAUUUUCUUGGUUGAUGUUCUCUGGAUAAGGCUUUGUCUGGCGACAUAUACAACACAUGCGUCCUCUAUGUUUCUGUUACUAUUCUUUGAGCCUUUGAGUAUUGCUUUUGAGACCCUACAGGCCAUUUUGAUACAUGGAUUUCAGUUGCUUGACAUAUGGCUUCAUCAUUCAGCUUGCCACAGCAGUGAUUGCCGAAUGCCUAAAUUGCUUGAUACAUUAACCACAGGUUCGUUAUUGGAAUGGAAGGGAAUUCUUAUCCGGAACUUGGGUUUUUUCCUUGACAUGGCAACUUUUCUUAUGGCGCUUGGUCAUUACUUGUAUAUAUGGCGGCUGCAUGGCAUGGCUUUCCAUCUCGUAGAUGCAGUGCUAUUUCUGAAUAUACGUGCAUUGCUUAGUGCGAUAAUAAACCGCGUAAAAGGCUUUAUCAAGCUAAGGAUAGCUCUGGGAACACUUCAUGCAGCUCUUCCCGAUGCAACAACUGAAGAGCUAAGAACAUAUGAUGAUGAAUGUGCUAUAUGUAGAGAGUCCAUGGCUAAGGCUAAAAAGCUAAACUGUAAUCACCUCUUCCAUCUUGCAUGUUUGAGAUCUUGGUUGGAUCAAGGCCUGACCGAGAUAUACACUUGUCCAACAUGCCGAAAGCCACUUUUUGCAGGCCGGCCUGAAAAUGAAACAAACUCUAGUGCGGGAGUAAUAUCUAGUGAUGAGCAACUUGCACGCCAAAUGAGUGCAGGAUUUGAUCGGCCAAACCCUGCCAGACAUACCGUGCCUGCAGGAUUCUAUCAAAAUCAGACACUGAACAACGCCGAAGGUGUUCCUCUAAGGGGUCCAGGGCUGGACUCAGGUUGGUUGCAUUCUUGGCCAAAUCAAGGUAUUGAUGGAGCUGGUCCAUCUACUGCUAUCAGAACAGUUGGACUGGGAAGAGUUCAAAUGAUGAUGAGGCAUCUUGCAUCUGUUGGAGAAACUUAUGCUCAGACUGCCUUUGAAGAUACUGCUUGGAACCUCUGGCCUAUUAAUCCCUCUCAGGCUUCUGCAAGUGGUUCAACCAUUCCUUCCACUGGUGGAAGAUUGCCAGGAGGAACUGGUAGUUUACAUAUAAGGACGCCUUCACGUUCGGCAAGUGAUAAUACAGCAAAUUUACUUGCUAUGGCCGACACUGUUCGGGAGGUCCUACCUCAUAUUCCAGAUGACAUAAUAUUCCAGGACUUGCAACAAACAAAUUCUGUCACCGUUACUGUGAAUAAUCUUCUCCAAAUGUGACGUAUUAAGGUAAUAUUUUGCAUAUCAAGGGUUAUGAAAAAUCAAGGACGUAGAGCUGCAAUUGUCCUUGGAAAGGCAUAGGUUACAUUUUAUGUAUAUAGAGUCAGCACAUUUAAUCUGUUGUACUCAACAAGAAAGAUAGCAGAAAAUAUAGGCUUUUUCUUUCUCUUUCUGUUCCUCUUGAAUCUGUAGUAAAAUAAAUGUGGUAUAUGUUUCCAAGUUGAGCCGGUUCCUUUCUGUUGUUCCAUUUCAAUUGUAAUUUUGAAGUUUGAAUCUGCUGCUCCCUCAAAAUAUGCUGUAAUUUUAAUUUUCUCUCCAUUUUGUGAGACUGUGAGAGGUACCUCAAAGUUUGAGGUAUCAAUUAUCUUCAAAUGAUUCAAUUUGGGCCA